GGCACGGUCCAUAUUGGGAAACCGGGGCAGUUUGGUAAUCUCAGCCCUCCCACCCCAUGGUCAUACUCUGCUCUUGGGCUCUUGAAGUGAAAACUACUCAUCCUCUCUGUCCCUCUGUCUCUCUCUCCCCCCUCACAUGCCUUCACAAAUUCCUUUAAAAACACAAAACAAAACAAGACCUCUUUGGAUUCACAGACACUCCUUGUCUCUCUCUCUCUCUCUCUCUCUAUAAUCUCUGGUUGUCCAAGAUUCUUCCAGGAGAUGAGCCUCACCCCCAGAAAACCAAAUCCAGCCGUUAAAUUCCCACUUGCUGACCAAUCUUAUUCCUUUCUUGGAGCUUUUCCUUAUAUCAUCUGCUGGCCUGAACUGAGCCUUCUGGUCUUCCGAGACCACACCAGCACCAACGCUGGCAACCCCGAAGUCAGCCGGCAGGAGAUACAGGCCGCCAUUGCCAAGGCCGUGGAGCUCCGAGCUCUCCACGCCGCCCUCAUGCACGGCAACACCAACACCAGCAGCCCCUCGUCCAAUUUCAGGUUCCCCGCACCAUCAGCAACGGCAGUAGCAGCUUCCUUGUCCUCCCCUGUUCCUCACCAUGCCUCCCACUUCUCUGCUCAGGACUACCCUGUCUUCACCCCGAGUUACGAGGACGACCCCGUCCAUGGAUACCAUCAGACGGUGUCAAGAAGUCGAGCCUUAUCAGAGAGCUGGGACGACUACGGGCUGCUGGGAUUGGAAAAUUAUGAUGAGACAAUUUUGUCCGAGUAUAGGAGGGAUAACUUGUCCUCGAGGAAAGGCUUGCCCUCUAAUUUUGUCAGCUUAGAGUCCCAUAUUUGCCCCGCUGAGGAUCAAAAGUCAGUCACCGGUUCUUGUGCUAAUAACGUAUCCGUGCUUCAGACCUCCCCGGGAGCUGAAUUUUACAAGUCCAGCAGGAGGAACAGUAUGGCGGACUUUAAGUCGGUAUCUUCUUGCAAUCAGUGCAAGCCUGCGAUUAUAACUUCGGAAUCGGAGAGUGCCACCAGGAACAGCAAGAACUCAAAUGUGGUUGCUCCGGUAACGAAUUCUCAGUCAUCAGUUCAAUCGUCGCAGACUAAGAGCCGUGGGGUAUUUCUCUCACGGCUUUUUCCUCGGCUGAAGAAGAAACACAAGAACGAAGCUUCCCCGAACAGGACCGAGUCCGAGGAAGUAUCUCAGAUUUUCAAGGACCUGGGAAUAAUGUCAGUCGAAGCAUUGAAGAAGGAGCUGAUAGAGGCAAAUGAGCACAGAGAUGCGGCGUUAGUGGAGGUUGCAGAGAUGAAGUCUUCCUUGGGGGAGCUGAGACAGAAGCUCGAGUACCUCGAGACGUAUUGUGAAGGGCUGAAGAGAGCUCUGAGGCAAGCAACACCGGCCAAGGAUAUGCAAAAUCCUGAGAAACCGGUGAUGUUCCCGUCGAAGGGGAAGCCUUUCAAUAGCAAUGGAGAGAAUGCUAUGCCCGUGACCGAGGAAGUGAUGACAGAAGGAUUCCUGCAAAUUGUGUCGGAAGCGAGAUUAUCAAUCAAGCAGUUCUGCAAGACCCUUAUCGGUCAGAUUGAAGAAGCCGACAGCUCGUUAAUGGACAAUCUAAACUCGCUGCUUCAGCCCUACAAACUGUCGCUCAACUCUCGGUAUUCGAAGGCAGUCCUCUACCACCUCGAAGCAAUCAUAAACCAAACCCUCUACCAAGACUUUGAGAACUGCGUCUUUCAGAAAAAUGGCUCCCCGAAGAUCUUGGACCCCCAACAAGACCGACAAGCCCAGUUCACAUCCUUCGUCGCGCUCCGGAAUCUGAGCUGGAAUGAAGUCCUAAGAAAGGGGACAAAGUACUACAGCGAAGAGUUCAGCAAGUUCUGCGACCAGAAGAUGAGCGGCAUCAUCGCAACCUUGAACUGGACAAGGCCGUGGCCUGAGCAGCUCCUCCAGGCAUUCUUUGUGGCAGCGAAAUGCAUUUGGCUCCUUCACCUGCUGGCCUUCUCGUUCAGUCCCCCACUCGGGAUUCUAAGGGUAGAAGAGAACAGAACAUUCGACUCGCACUACAUGGAGGACAUGCUAGUAGAUAGGCAGAGGUCAAACGGACCGAGUAAGGUAAAGGUCAUGGUGAUGCCUGGGUUUUAUGUUCAAGGCAGGGUCUUGAGGUGCAAAGUUCUCUGCAGAUAUAAGUCAGUAACUUAGCUUGAGUGAGUUUUAGACAUACUGUUAAUUUUUCUUCAGAUUUUUUUUUUUAAAAGCAGUCUCAGGGAAAGAGGGGUCUGUAGGUGUAAGUUUAUUGAAUAGUGGUUUGUCAAUAAAUGGCAAGAAGUGUUUGAGGAUUAGGUGAGACAAGUUGAUGCUGAUUCCGUCACCACCACCUAACCACAGAAGCCAAGAACUUGACGUCCCGAAACUGCGAAUAAAAGGGCUUGGCUCGGCCCGUGGAGGCAAUUUGGACCCCUUCCUGAGUCCCACUGACCAACAACGACGCGACCGGCACCGGCAAUCUGGAUGAUCUUGGGAUCAUAGGCUGAUGUGCCAUAUGGACUUUGCUAUCUGUAGUAUAUAUUUCAGCAGCAAAAGUGCAAAGCAUGAGUAGCUCAAUGGGAAACCAUUUGGGCCCAUUGGGCCAAUAUUAUGUUGAGGACUUACUGGGCCUAGGUCUACUUAGGGUCCAUUGGGCCCAUGUUCUAUUUAGGGCCCAUUAGGACAGUCUGCCCUACGUACCUAUGUGUCCUUCCUUUUGAGUCAUAGGUAACAAUGACCAAGCCCAGAUGCUGCACUAUGGCACCUUG
Punica granatum (pomegranate) is the source of this 2777-nucleotide messenger RNA. The record is from RefSeq and is a predicted model, not a curated record. NCBI's taxonomy places the organism in Eukaryota, Viridiplantae, Streptophyta, Magnoliopsida, Myrtales, Lythraceae.